This is a messenger RNA of Adineta steineri, 336 nucleotides long. NCBI's taxonomy places the organism in Eukaryota, Metazoa, Rotifera, Eurotatoria, Adinetida, Adinetidae. The record is from the annotation of a GenBank genome assembly.
AUGUUUAAACUUCUCGUCGUAUUCGCAUUGGUUGCUGCCAUUCAAGGCCAACUUCCUGGUGGUUUAACAAAUCGUCCUGAACUCGUUGAUCAAGAAUCUACACGUGCUAUGGUUCGAUUAGCAGUUAUCGAUUUAAAAAAUAAAGAAAAUCUUCUUGUAUCGCAAGGUAAAGUUCUCAGUGUGGAAACUCAAUCGGUUUCUGGAAGAAUCUUUCGAAUUGUUUUUCAAGCUCGCUCAAUUUUAACUGCUGCUGUUCUUAUAUGCAGAACUGAAAUUCAUCAAAACAUCAAUGGUAUUCAAUCAGUUUUGUCAGUUGAGUGUGAUCCAAAAAUCUAA